This is a messenger RNA of Pogona vitticeps (central bearded dragon), 4333 nucleotides long. The record is from RefSeq and is a predicted model, not a curated record. Lineage: Eukaryota; Metazoa; Chordata; Lepidosauria; Squamata; Agamidae.
GCGGUUGUAGUAGUAAUAAAAGCUCCUCCUCCUCCUCCUCCUCCCGCUCCUGCUCUUGGUUUCCCCCCUUGGUCUCCCGCAGGCAGGAUAUGGCCGUAGCCCUGCAGCCCUCUGCGGGCCGCGGGGCGGGGCUUUAAUUCCGAGCGGGGUGGUGCCCUUUGCAGCAAUCGGGAGCCGAAGGCGCCGGGCGCCGGGCGCAGCGCAAAGCGCCCGCGCGCCCCUCUUCCUCUCGCUCUCCAUGGACGGGGGAGCGGGGGGCGGCCCCGGGGUGCCCGGCUCCGAGAGCCCCAACCGGGCCGUGGAGUAUCUGCUGGAGCUCAACAACAUCAUUGAGAGUCAGCAGAAGCUGCUGGAGACCCAGCGGCGCCGGAUCGAGGAACUGGAGGGGCAGCUGGAGCAACUGAGCCAGGAGAACCGGGACCUGCGGGAAGGAGACCGGGAUCGCGACCGGCACAGGGAUCGCGACCGGGAUCGCGACCGGGACCGGGAGGGGCAGUACCAUCACAAGGAAAGGGAUAGCCACUAUCAAAACCGGACGGACCGAGACGGGCAGUAUCAGAACCGGGAAGGGCAAUACCAAAACCGCACCGACCGAGAUGGGCAGCCGUACCAGAACCGGGAGAACAGGACGGACCGCGACGCUCCCUACCAGAACCGCGGAGACCGGGAGAACCAGUACCAAAGCCGAGCAGACCGAGAAGGGCAGCAGAACCAGUAUCAGAACCGGGACAAGGAGCGAGAGCUACAGCACUAUGGAAACCGGGACGGGCAGUACCAGAACCGGGAGAGCCACUACAGGGAACCUUGCCAGCUGCAUCGAGACCGACCCCCGCCAUGCCAUCAGACUCGGGAGAAGGAGCACGAGUACCCACGACCACCCAGGGAAAGGGAGAGGGGACAGCUGAGCCGUGGCGCGUCGCGGAGCUCCAGUCCCGGAGCAGGAGGUGGCCACAGCACCAGUGCCAGCACCAGCCCUGCCACGACUCUACAGAGAAAGUCGGAUGGGGAAAAUUCAAGAACUGUCAGUGUGGAAGGAGACCCUCCGGGAAGUGAGGCAGGCACUAUAGUGGACAAUCUGAGUAGUCAGCCUCCAUACCGCUGUGCCCCUGAGGUGACCAAAGCUGAGCACUACGAUUUGGCUCCAUCCUCAUCGUCUUCCUCUGUGUGUCACACUCCAUCCCCGGGGCUACCGUGGGCACAGCGUGCUCGGCUACAGCCAGCCAGUGUGGCGCUGAGGAAGCAGGAGGAGGAGGAGAGCAAGCGUUCUAAGGCACUGUCGGACAGCUAUGAGCUCUCGACGGAUCUUCAGGAUAAAAAGGUGGAGAUGUUGGAGCGGAAGUACGGAGGCUAUUUCCGGAGCCGGCGGGCAGCACGUACCAUCCAAACAGCCUUUCGCCAGUACCGCAUGAACAAGAAGUUUGAGCGUCUACGAAGCUCAGCCUCUGAGAGUCGCAUGUCACGGCGCAUCAUCCUCUCCAACAUGCGGAUGCAGUACUCCUUUGAGGAGUAUGACAAGGCCCAGAACGCCCCUUACUUUGAAGGCAAACCGGCAUCUCUGGAUGAGGGGACCAUGGCUACAGCUCGGCCUCACCUGUUGGACCGUGGCAUGCCCUACGGCGGCUCCUGCCGGACUGGUUUGGAUGGCGACUCUUUGCAUUCCUCUUCCGGAGGCUUCUGCAAUGACAUCACUGAACUUGAGGACUCCUUCUCCAAGCAGGUGAAGUCUCUGGCAGAGUCAAUUGAUGAGGCAUUGAACUGCCACCCCCUAGGGCAAGAGGGAGGGCCCGGAGGCCCCACUUUGGAGAAAAGUGAGUCUAAGGAGCAGCAGGGUGACAGUGCAGCAACUUCGUUCAGUGACGUAACUCUGUAUUUGGAUGAAGGAGCUCCCACGUCGCCCCUCUCGCUGGAGCGUCCACCCAGCACGGAGCCCCCCGAGCCCACCACAGGAGUGCCCCUCCCGCCACCCCCACGGCCAGAGUACUGGGGUGGGCCACAGCGGGAGGACAGCCGGGAGAAUGGGGGAGCCAGCCGGCGCAGCACCCCUUGUAUGGAAUGCCGGGAUUACCGCCUGCGGGGUGCCCACCUCCCUUUGCUCACCAUUGAGCCUCCCAGUGACAGCUCAGUGGAUCUAAGCGACCGUUCGGAUCGGGGCUCUCUCAACCGGGGCCUCAUUUUUGAGCAAGACGGUUGCAGUCCUCACGGCACCCUCAAGCACGCCGGGGCGCCCGCCCGCUCCCCACACCCACACCGGCAUUAUCAUCCCGAACAGAACCAGCUCUUGAGCCAUUUCGUCACCUAUGGAAAAGUUAGUUCAGUGCCAGCCCCAGUCAGUUUAAUAACAAUGAACCUCCCCCUGCUUCCAUCAUGCUUCCUACUUCCACCAUUGCACUUACACAUGCUCUUUCUUCCCACCGGCAGGAAACCAGAGAAGGGAAUCCAGUAUUUGAUUGAGAGGGGCUUUCUAUCAGACACACCAGUUGGCGUGGCACGCUUUAUUCUGGAGCGGAAGGGGCUUAGCCGGCAGAUGAUUGGCGAGUUUCUUGGCAACCGGCAAAAGCAGUUCAACCGGGAUGUACUUGAUUGUGUGGUAGACGAGAUGGACUUUUCCAACAUGGACCUUGAUGAAGCUUUGCGAAAAUUCCAGUCUCACAUUCGGGUGCAAGGCGAAGCACAGAAGGUAGAGCGUCUCAUUGAGGCCUUCAGCCAGCGUUACUGUGUGUGCAAUGCUGCGUUGGUGCGCCAGUUCCGGAACCCUGAUACCAUCUUCAUCCUGGCCUUUGCCAUCAUCCUUCUGAACACCGACAUGUAUAGCCCCAGUGUCAAGCCAGAGAGAAAGAUGAAACUUGAUGACUUCAUCAAGAAUUUACGGGGGGUGGAUAACGGCGAAGAUAUUCCCCGUGAUCUACUGGUAGGGAUUUACCAGCGGAUUCAGAACCGGGAGCUACGCACUAAUGAUGACCAUGUGUCUCAGGUCCAGGCUGUGGAGCGCAUGAUUGUGGGCAAAAAACCCGUCCUCUCCCUGCCUCACAGGCGCCUGGUUUGCUGCUGCCAGUUGUAUGAAGUACCUGACCCCAAUCGGCCCCAAAGGCUUGGGCUGCACCAGCGAGAAGUCUUCCUCUUCAAUGACCUGUUAGUGGUGACAAAGAUAUUCCAGAAGAAGAAGAUCCUGGUGACCUACAGUUUCCGCCAAAGCUUUCCUCUCGUGGAGAUGCAGUUGCAGCUUUUCCAGAAUUCCUAUUACCAGUUUGGGAUUAAGCUGCUUUCGGCAGUUCCUGGUGGGGAGAGGAAAGUCCUGAUCAUCUUCAAUGCCCCCAGCCUGCAGGAUCGGUUGCGCUUCACCAGCGACCUGCGGGAAUCCAUUGCCGAAGUCCAGGAGAUGGAGAAGUACCGUGUGGAAUCGGAGCUGGAGAAGCAGAAAGGAGUGAUGCGCCCCAAUGCCUCCCCCUCCUCGGGGCCCAAGGACGCUGUGAAUGGGACCCUGACUCGCAGUAGCCUGGAGGAUGCCUACACCGUGGGAGAAGGGCUGAAGAGAAGCGCCCUCAGCAGCUCCCUCCGUGACCUCUCUGAUGCUGGCAAGCGGGGCCGCCGUAACAGCGUGGGAUCCUUGGACAGCACCAUUGAAGGGUCUAUUAUUAGCAGCCCGCGUCCUCACCAGAGAGUGCCGCCGCCACCUCCCCCUGAGGAGUACAAGCCUCAGCCGCGCCCCCCUUCUAACUCGUCGUCUUUCCUGGGCUCCCUUUUUGGCAGCAAGCGCGGGAAGGGCCCCUUCCAGAUGCCCCCCAGCCAAGCUUCGGCUUCCUCCUCCUCUGCGUCUUCCUCCCACCACCACCUGCCCCCUCACCACCCUCACCACAGCCACCCGUCCCUUCCCGACGGCGGCCAGUCCAAACUGCAGGCGUUGCACCAGCCCCCGCUCUCCGCUCCUCCUCAGAAGCAGGCCGUGCCGGCCUUCCCCACCCCUCAGCCCCACCACCACUACACCCUGGGCCGGCCCAGCCAGCAGAAACGGGCCCAUCAGCUGGCGGCCGCCUCGCAGCACCCUCCCUUUCUCCACGGGCGCCAGCCCACGUCCCCCCUGCCCCUCUACAGCCCUGCCCCUCAGCAUGCCCUGGCACAAACGUACCCUCAGCAGUUGCAUCAGUCGGGCGGUGGCCACCGGCCUUCCCCUCCCACCGCUCCCCGUUUGGUUAGAGAACGGGGUGCCGGUGGACUGGGCGGUGACUUCGCAGAGACGCACGUGGCUCGGAGUGGGAGGCGCAAGGGCAACGGUAUUCUCCGUGUGCUGGCUUUUUUAAGGGCAUCCUCACUCGGGCAGAACGUCCUGCCAACCUGA